UCGCAAUGCUCGUCGCAAGAAAGACUUCUAGCAGUGCAGACGGCGUACGAGUCUGCUCGUCCGCCUUGCCCGCACUGUCACCAGCAUCAGAACUCGCUCAACAGCUCGCAAGGGAGCGGUAUGAACAACUGGGCGUCGUUAUCGGACAGCGGGGGCAGUGGGCACGCGCAGGUGCGCGCGCCCUCGCCGCAGAGCCCCGCGAGGCGCGUACGCAGCAGAAGUCUCAGUUCUCCGUCCCGCUCCCCCGGCGGCGCGGGUUCCAGCACGGAGGGGUCCAAAGACGACGCUGUAUCGGCCAUGUCUUCGCUAUUCGCUGCUCGGUUUCCUGCUGCGCAGAAAGCUAUGGAUGACAAAUUAAGAUCUCUGAUAGAAGAACUGACUGAGCUAGAUAAGAAACCAGAUCGACCACCGAUCGAGAGAUUUGUACAGCGACAAGUUUUAGAGAUGGCUCGCGAUUGCCUGCACAAAUCUGAAUCGAAACAAGUGACAAGCUCGUAUUUUUAUGACAUGGCCGACAGUUUAGAUCGGUUAUUGGCCGAGACACGAGAAAAAUCAGCAGAUGCCGGAAACCAAGUGGCACCGCUAGUGAAUAGACUGACUCUGGCAAUGGCGCGACCAGCGCGAUUACUAGAAUGUCUAGAGUUUGACCCCGAGCGGUUCUACCGGAUGCUCGAGGCUGCUGAAGGACAUGCUAAACAUUUCCAGGGUAUAACAUCGGACAUCCCGCAGUAUAUUAUCCACAAACUAGGACUGUCCAAAGAUCCACUGGCUGAGUUGCAAGUGCCCCCGCCGCCGCCUCCGCCACCGCCACAAAACUCGUCGCCUUCUAAAUCUCGCGGCCGCCAGUCCCCACCAGGUCACGGCACGAACGGAGCUCCGCCAACAGAAAACGAUUACCAAGUCAUAAAGCUCAUUUCCAACGGCGCUUACGGCGCUGUAUACUUGGUGAAGCACAAACAGACCCGGCAAAGGUAUGCGAUGAAAAAGAUCAGCAAGAACAAUCUUAUAUUGAGGAAUCAAGUGGAACAGGCUUUCGCGGAAAGGGACAUACUCAGUUUCGCUGACAAUCCCUUUGUG
Molecule: messenger RNA, 1077 nt
Organism: Hyposmocoma kahamanoa
Lineage: Eukaryota; Metazoa; Arthropoda; Insecta; Lepidoptera; Cosmopterigidae
Product: microtubule-associated serine/threonine-protein kinase 2-like
Exons: 9
Biological process (GO): intracellular signal transduction; peptidyl-serine phosphorylation
Molecular function (GO): protein serine/threonine kinase activity; magnesium ion binding; ATP binding
Source: RefSeq, a predicted model, not a curated record